Molecule: messenger RNA, 1473 nt
Organism: Parus major (Great Tit)
Lineage: Eukaryota; Metazoa; Chordata; Aves; Passeriformes; Paridae
Gene: C22H8orf58
Product: chromosome 22 C8orf58 homolog
Exons: 4
Coding region: 31-1230 (399 amino acids)
Source: RefSeq, a predicted model, not a curated record
CCAUGGCUCUAUGACGCCCAGUGAGGGAGGAUGAUGAUGGUCCAGCCCCCUCCGGGAAAAAGAGAAAUAAACGCUUUGAGCGCUCAUGGGACAACACAGCUGGGGCUGGGGGCAAAUGGGCGGCCACCCCACCCCCGCCCCGCCCCGCAGCUGUGCCGCCCCCCGGCCCUGCCCCAUAAAGCACCGGAGGAGCAGCCCCUGAGCUCCCAACCCGGCUCCCAGUGUUCCCUGCUCGGUUCUCGGUACAUCCCGAAGAUGCUGCACCGCCGCGGAGCCUUCACGGUGUGGCCGAUUCGUGGUGACCUCGAUGGUCCCUGGGAGUCGGCCGAGAGCUGCAUCGUGCGCACCUCCGCCAGCGUCUACCGCCGGCUGCAGGAGAGCCCGUGGCAGCCCCCGCGGGGCAUGAGUAGCCGGGGACCCCCCUCGCCGCCACCACAGCCCCCCAGCAGCCCCUCGGCCGGCAGGAGGUUCCUCAAGUUUGAGUCCGAGGAUUCCGGGGUGGAGAUGGCCAGCAACGAGCACUCGCCCUCCACCCCGCUGGGCUCCGAGAGCAGCUUCUCCCUGGACGGUUUUCCGGCGGAGAAGCCCCCCGGAGAGGAGCCCCCCCGGAGCCGCUCGGCCAGCAGGAGGCUGCUGCAGGCAGCGCAGAGGAGCAGGAGGCAGCGCUGCCCUCGACAGCUCAGCAGGCGCAGCGCCAGCACCGCCGACCUGGCAGAGCCACCGCGGGACCCCGGGGAGCCCGAAGGGGCGGCAGGGGGGGCUCGGCAGCCCGGCAGCCCUCGGGACCCCCGGGCUGGGCCCGAGGCCGCGGUGUCGGGGCAGGGGCUGCGCUACCUGGAGCACGUGUGCCAGAUGCUGGAGCGCCUGGCGAGGCUGCAGCAGGACAACCGCGCCCUCCGGCAGCAGGCGGCCGGAGCCCGGAGCGCCCGCCCGGCCACCCUGCCCACCCGGCAGUCUCCGAGGCAGAAUUUGGGCACGUGGAGGGGUGAGGAGUUCCGGCCGCGCUCCUGCUCGGACAGCCAGGCACCAGCAGCCGAGCCCGGGCCGUGCCGGAGGAUGUGGGGACACUCGCUCAGCUCCCCCAGCCUGCUGGACCCCUCCGAGGGCGGGGCGCGAGUCCCGGCACCGGACAAGGUACGGCCGGGGUGUAACGGGGGAAGGGUCCCGCGGGUCCCCACCACUGACCCCACCUCUCCCGGCAGGACGGGCGCUCGCACUGGGGCCGGGUGAAGGUGCUGCUCACCCGCCUGACCCGCCGCUCUCUGCGGGGCGGCCGCUGCAGGUAGGACGGGAGGGUCCCGCUCCCACCGCCACACCUGGAUGGAGGAAGUGCAUCACACCUCACCCUGCGGCGUCCCGCCCGCCCGGGGCCGGUCCCCGGCCCGGCGCACCCCCUUCACCUUCACCCUUUCCCCCAAUAAAGGCUUUUCACCGAUAAAGAGGCGGCUUUUAGCGCGGUGCUUGUUGUCGCGA